Galeopterus variegatus (Sunda flying lemur) is the source of this 816-nucleotide messenger RNA. RefSeq names its product SIGLEC family-like protein 1. Gene Ontology annotation, cellular component: plasma membrane. Gene Ontology annotation, biological process: cell adhesion. The record is from RefSeq and is a predicted model, not a curated record. Lineage: Eukaryota; Metazoa; Chordata; Mammalia; Dermoptera; Cynocephalidae. Gene Ontology annotation, molecular function: sialic acid binding. The transcript is spliced from 5 exons. Bases 1 to 816 code for a protein of 271 amino acids.
AUGACAUUGGGCUUCACAGAGGAUGACAGCAGCGCCUUCCUGUCCCUAGCACCUGCCAGACUAGUCAACUCCUCUUGCUCCUUGGAGAAGACACUGCAGUGCAGCUGUUCCUUCCACGGGAUCCCCACUCCCUCUGUGCAGUGGUGGAUGGGAGGUGCCCCCAUUAGAAUGAACGGCACUGAUGGCAGCCACCAGGUGACUUCCACCAUGCUUGGCCCCUGGGCCAACAGCACCAUCAGUCUAACUGAGGAGCCAAAAAUGGGCAUGAGGCUUCUCUGUGAAGGGAGGAACCAAAAUGGAACCCAUGCUUUGAGCAUCCUACUGAUGUCAAGAAAGAGUUCUUUGGUUUCCCAGGCCUUCCUUAAAGGGCUGAUCCAGGGUGUUGUCUAUGGAGCCAUCACAAUUGCACUGCUUUUCUUCUGCCUCCUCCCCCUCAUAGUGAAACAUAUCCGAAUGAAACAGGCAAAGAAAAUUGCUGCAAUCAAAGCAAACACCAGCCCUCAAGUCAGAGCAGGCCAAAAACCCAAGAUGUUUCUGAAGUCUGAGGAGCCAAGAAAAUCUAUAAUUGCCCCGUCUUCUGAGAGCUGGAUAUUGGAAAAGCAAGAUAAACAAGCCAAAGAAGACUGUGGAAACUACAUCACAAUGGAGUCCUCAUUCUCUCCGGAAUUAGAAAAGUCUACUAAAUUCGUAGAGCCCUCAGAAACCCUAGAGUCUAUAAUAAACCUGGAGCCCCCGGAGUCUCCUCAGCUUACAAAGCCUUCUCAGCAUCCACUCGUCUCUCACACUGGGUCUGCAUCCAAUGGGGGUCACUCUUAG